Molecule: messenger RNA, 910 nt
Organism: Indicator indicator
Lineage: Eukaryota; Metazoa; Chordata; Aves; Piciformes; Indicatoridae
Gene: KPNB1
Product: karyopherin subunit beta 1
Exons: 8
Biological process (GO): protein import into nucleus
Cellular component (GO): cytoplasm; nucleus
Molecular function (GO): nuclear import signal receptor activity
Source: RefSeq, a predicted model, not a curated record
AACGUCCUGAGGAAGGUCCAGCACCAGGAUGCUUUGCAGAUCUCUGACGUGGUGAUGGCUUCCCUGCUGAGAAUGUUCCAGAGCACAGCAGGCUCAGGGGUGGUGCAGGAGGAUGCCCUGAUGGCUGUGGGCACCCUGGUAGAAGUCUUGGGUGGAGAGUUCCUGAAGUACAUGGAUGCCUUCAAACCAUUCCUUGGCAUUGGGCUGAAGAACUAUGCUGAGUACCAGGUUUGUCUGGCCACAGUGGGCCUGGUUGGGGACUUGUGCAGGGCCCUGCAGUCCAACAUCCUGCCUUUCUGUGAUGAGGUGAUGCAGCUGCUCCUGGAGAACCUGGGGAAUGAAAACGUCCAUAGGUCUGUGAAGCCUCAGAUCCUCUCUGUCUUUGGUGACAUUGCCCUUGCCAUUGGAGGGGAGUUCAAGAAGUACCUGGAUGUUGUCCUCAACACCCUGCAGCAGGCUUCCCAAGCCCAGGUUGAUAAGUCUGACUAUGACAUGGUGGACUACCUGAAUGAGCUGAGGGAGGGCUGCCUGGAAGCUUACACUGGCAUCAUCCAGGGCCUGAAGGGAGACCAAGAAAAUGUUCAUCCUGAUGUGAUGCUGGUGCAGCCCAGAGUAGAAUUUAUUCUGUCUUACAUUGACCACAUUGCUGGAGAUGAGGAUCACACUGACGGGGUGGUGGCCUGUGCUGCUGGACUCAUAGGGGACUUGUGUACAGCCUUUGGGAAAGAUGUCCUGAAAUUAGUAGAAGCUAGACCCAUGAUCCAUGAACUGCUAACUGAAGGCAGGAGAUCCAAGACGAACAAAACGAAGACCCUCGCGACCUGGGCGACGAAAGAGCUGAGGAAGCUGAAGAACCAAGCUUGAUCUGGUUUACCAUUGCCACCUGAGCUGGGGAGGAAAAAAAAAAGAA